Molecule: messenger RNA, 7381 nt
Organism: Malurus melanocephalus (red-backed fairy wren)
Lineage: Eukaryota; Metazoa; Chordata; Aves; Passeriformes; Maluridae
Gene: JDP2
Product: Jun dimerization protein 2
Exons: 3
Coding region: 5668-6267 (199 amino acids)
Biological process (GO): regulation of transcription by RNA polymerase II
Cellular component (GO): nucleus
Molecular function (GO): RNA polymerase II cis-regulatory region sequence-specific DNA binding; DNA-binding transcription factor activity, RNA polymerase II-specific
Source: RefSeq, a predicted model, not a curated record
UAGAGCUGCAGCAGAAAGAAUAGAAGGGUAUGUGAGGACUGUGUCACCGAGGAAACUGAGCAACUAUAUGGGACAGGAACAACUUGGUAAAGCUUCUUCCCUCUAGAUUGUGCGUUUCAGCGGACAACAGACUCUGGCAGUAGUGGAAAAAACUAGGAGUAAAGGGUGCUGCCUGUAAGAAAUAGGAAAUCAACCAGUGUCACAAACUGCUGACUAUAAGGACAUAAUUGGARAGCAAAGCACAGAAACACUUGAAACUGGUGGAAAAGAUGCAGCAAAACCAUAGUGAGCAAAGCAAGCUCUACUGUUGCCAGCUUUUUGGGGCUGAGACUGCUGAUAAAAUAACUGAGUUGACUGAAACCACAAGAAGAAUAGCGCCAAAGCAAGGAUGCAAAAUUACUGCAAUAAUUAGGAGGGUUUACAGACAUUUCGGCAAGAGGUCAAAUCUUCUGUUACAGCAUCUUCACCAGAAUAWGGGAGUGUAGAGGCAAAACUAAGGAGAUACAAACUGAAUUUUGACCCAUGAAAUCAUGUGUUGACCAGAUUUUUGCUGCAAAGAUAGUUGCUGAAGAGAGUAUUGAAUGCAAUAAGCUAUUCAUCAUUGAACUGAAGUUGUAAGAAUGCUCUAAUUCACUCUGGAGCAUCUUGAUGCAAGACUGCAUAUUCUCUUUCCCCUUGCUGUGUUACUGUUGGCUUCAUUAUGUGAAAAAGUAUAGCUGAUAUAAUGCAUAGAAAGGGGUUGUGUGGUUCAAAUAUAGGACACCAAAAAGCCUAAGUCUUACUGAAGACAUGACAUUUUCAAGCUUAUGUGAAGAGAUGUUGAAAGACCACCAGACAUUGAGGGAAAAAGGCUGUGUUAUGAAUCAGUUCUGAAAAAAAUGUUGAGKAAGAAUCCUAAAGUGACUAAAAUUACUAAAGCACUGUGAUAGAAGGUGAAGGAAUACAGAGGUGAGUUGGUUCAUGUGUCUUAGAAGUAGCAAACACUGCAAGGGAAUAUCCAGAAAGGAAUUAAGAACUGGCAAGGCACCAGCUAUAUUCACCCCAUCCAGUAAGAUGUGGCUGUCGAAAAGCUGGUCAAACUCAGAUCCUGAACUUUGGAGUUCUGCCCUACCAUGUGAAUGUGGUAGAAUAUGCUGGAGCUAUAGGUAAGCAUGUCUGUGUCUGCCAGGGUAACAGUCUUUGGGAAGAAAACCAAAGUGUUUUAUAGAAUUCCAAAAUGCUCUGCCUUUUUUUACAUGAUAAAAGUACAACUUCUUACCUCUGGCACUCACCAGAAAAGAAUGUGAAACUGUCUGGGACUUGGGAUGGAAAGAAAGUUGUGUUUGAAUUAGGAUGAAGAAAAGGAGUGGAAUAAACUUGAUAUUUGUCCAAAUUUGAGUCCCUGUAAUCAGCAGCAGUGACAGUGUCUGUGACUAGUGCCAUCAAGAACUGGGGAUAGGUUUGUCACUGCACACUUCCUCUGCAGGGAGGGAUGAUACCUUUCCUCAUUCCUUUUUAUUUCCAUGAUUAUGGCCCUGCUGGGAAUGAUGUUACGUUCCUCUCCAAGAUCUAACUCAGCUUGACUGUUGGCAGUUCUCAAUGUGCUCCUGAGUGUUCUGACCCCUUAGCAAGAUCUCACUUGUAGAAGACACUUCUUCCCCCUUUCCACCUAGUUCUCAGCUCAUCAUAAUGUGCAGGUUUUUGGUUUUCCAGAAGGCUCCUGGYGCUUUGAUCAGAUUUAGUUGACACUGAUGGAGGUGUGAUGUGGGCUUUGGCAGUGCAGUACUUGGAUCCAGGAUAAAUUUUUAGAGCAUAUUGGAUASUGGGCCAGCCCCUUCACUCUGACCAGUGUUGUGUGUUACCCUGAUAUGGAGGCUAUUUCAAGGCAUAUUAAGCUACCAGUUCAAAGACRCAGAAGAAAAAAUAUAUGCCAGAGAAAACAGUAUUUUCUCAAAUCUUUAGCCAGUUGUCCCCAGCGAGCUGCCCCAGGCUCAGGUAUGUAUGGGGCAGGGUGCUGAGUGGUCAGGUUGUCCCGCAGUCUGAAGAAUGGAUUUCUUCUUCCUCCUUAUUUGAUAAAUUGCAGUGACCCUACAUUCAGCCUGCCUGAGGACCUGGGCUGUCUAGCCUGGGUGCUGUCAGCUGCAUGUCAAGGUGAAGGACAAUUAAGCACUGCCUCUCCAGUCAGUCAAGGGAGGGGAUUGUCCUGCUCUGUGUGGCCUUACCUUGCAUACUGUGGCCAGUUUUGGGCACCACAAGAUAAUAAAGACAUGAAGCCAUUAGAGACAUCCAAAGUAGGGCCAUGAGAAUGGUGAAGGUGGAGGGAAAGCCGUGUCAGAAGUGGCUGAGGUCACUUGGUCUGUUCAGCCUGGGGAAGAGGCUGAAGGCAGAUCUCAUUGCRGUUACAACUUCCUUGUGAGGGGAAGUGGAGGGGCAGGUACUGAUCUCGUCAAUCCUGUGAGCGGUGACAGGACUGGAGGAAAUGGCAUGAAGCUGAGUCAGGGGAGRUUUAGGUUGGAUAUUGGGAAAGGGUUCUUCACCCAAAGGUUGGUUGGGCACUGGAACAGGCUCUCCAGGGAAGUGGUCACAGAACCAAAGCUGACAGAGUUCAGUUAAUGUUUGGAACAGUCUAAAGCACAUGGUGUGACUCUUGGGGUUCCUGUGCAGGGCCAGGAGUUGGAGCUGAUGAUCCUGAUGCGUCCCUCCAACUCAGCAUAUUCUAUGAAUAAAUUAAAACCAAGUCCCCCAAGUCUGAAAUGGAUUUUGACAACCAGUGCUGGGCUCAAGUCAAUUCUCAGCCUGAAGCCUGUAAAAAAGUGGGCCAGRGCCCCAAAUCACUCUGUGGGUGACUUCAAGUGGAUGCUCAUAUACUUUAGCCACUGAUUGUUGUUUUAUUUUAUUUUUUAAUUUUAACUUAAGCUGUUCAAACUGGGGAUGGACGUUUGCUGGUGAGGGGUGCGCUGCUGUUGGCAGGUAUCUUCCUCAGUGCUACAGCAUGUCACUUUGGUGGCAGCAUCAGGGAAAUGGCCAGCUCUGCCAUGUGUACAGAUAUCCCAAAUUGGUAGACUGAAUUUAACUGCAGCUCUGUCCUGUGGCAGUGUGUCCUGGGAAGAGCCUCUGGAAUCACCUCCCCUUUGCCAUGCCACCUCAUUGACCCGGUGCUUUCCUGCUAGAGAGUGACAAUCUCUGAGGAAGAUGGUAGGGAUUUAGGGACAGUCCUUAAAUAACUUGUGUUCCCCUGUCUGGAGUGCAGCCUAAGGGUGUGAUGGUGCUUGUUUCUGGAGGAGUGAAACAUCUUAGCCAUGUGYAAUCCUGAAAGGAAGGGGGAGGAAGGUAGCAUGCAUCUGCAGAACCUGGCUGCAUUGGGCAUCUCUGGACCCUGUACAAGAUGUCAGUGCAGAUUCUGGUACAAGAUGUUAGUACAACAUCCACUGCAGCUGUGGAUUACAGUUGUCUAGUUCAGAAAUUGCUGUGGAAGAAGGAACACUUUGCAUCAAGUUUAGGUCCUUGCAAUUGCAAGGAGUUGACCUAUAGUUUUUUUCUGGGAUCAAGUGUCAUUACACAGUGUUUUCUAUUUUCUGUCACCAAAUGGGCAGGAGUCUAUUUUAUCAGAUAGUAUCACUUCUCUUGAGAAGUUACUUGUCUGUCUUUGCCUGUCUUUUCCUUUKCAUGCUUUAACAACCUUAUGCAGAUCACCUUCCUGCUGCCCAGCUUCCUCUCCCACAGCAGUGCUCCUGGAACUGCUGAGCACUGUCUUGUUCUUCCCUUUCUGGUCUCCUAUGGGAUGAUUGGAGCAGAGGGCUUGACUUCUGCUUGCCAACUCUUUAUGGUUUCUGUCUUGUUGCAUUUACUUUCCACACUCAUUCUCAAGUCCUGUUGGCCACAACUGAGCAAACCAUGCCAGGGGACAUCUCAUACUGACACCUGGACCUCUUUGUUGGCUCGUUGGACUGUAUGACAGCUCACAGCUCAUCACAGUUUGUAGGCACUCUCUGCUGCAAAUCCUCCUGUCUUGUCACACCCGUACAGYUUGCACAGCACCCGUGCUUGGAAGCCGUGGAGCUUGCAUUCGCCUCUCCGCCCUUGACUAGCUUGUAUGCUUGUGUUUCCUUCCCUUCUGCUGCUUGUCUCUGGUUCCUUCACAUUAACAAAUAUAUUAAAUAAUCUCCUUGUUAAAGAGAUGUGCCAUCACCAAGAAAUCUAUAACUUCUCUGUUAUGAUUAACCCUGUUCAGCCUGCUCCCACUGACUCCACUUGAGCAGGGUGGCUGGACCAGGCAAUUUCCAGAGGUCCUUCCCAGCCUCAACUGUUCUGUGACUCUGUGAUCCAGCAGCUCUGGAUUUCACAUGCAGCUUUACUCAAGUUUUCAGCCUGGUACUGCCCCAGGAUGGCAAAUGCUGAGCAGCUGUGGCAGCUGGCUUGGCAGUGUGUGCAUGAGUGAGUCUGCUUGGCCCAACUGUCCUGCCUGGACYGAAAAUCUGUAUUGCCUGUAUUAGUCUCUCAGCAGAUGAAGGGAGAUGCUUUGGAAAGAGCAGGGCAAGUGCCUAUUAUCAUUCAUUUAAUGGUUCUGCUUGCUCUGACACUUGGUKCUAUGAAAGCUUCCAUGAGUUUCCCCAACUGUUUGUAGAAUCCUGCCUUGUGACUGGCUCUUGUGGUUGCAGGAAGCUGCACAGUGAGAUUUUAGGUCCACUCCUUUAGCCUGUUUCUCUCUCUUGACAUUGCUGGUUCUUAUCCCUGCUGUGUUGGUGCCUCCUGCCCAGGGCCAGAAGGGGGUGGAUGCCUGGAGGUUUCUGCAGUGUACUGAGACUUGUCUGGCUGGGCAGAGCAAGGAAAGCAGUGCACAUGCACUGGGACAUGUGGUUGAGUUGAAGAGGGGCAAAUGGCUGCUGUGUGGACAGAAGUUGACUCUGCAUAUUGUAAAUAGGUAACUUGUGAGUAUCCCAGGCCAGUUACACAGCAGGAAUGUACUUGCAUUGCCGCCAACAACCAUCUGCUCCCAUGGCUUUUGGACUCAUGUAACAGCUUCAGUUCUAUGGAUUUCCUAUUUUAGGUUUAAUUUUAUUCUUUUAUCUCUUUGGUGCUUGUUCUUCAUAUUUAUUGAAAAUUCCCUUUCUCCUCUCUGUAAGUGACUUGCUGAAGUUUGCCCUGAUCCUGUUCUUACUUUUACUGCAGCUUUUUUUCUUUCAUGAUAGAAGAAGCCUUUUGAACCUUGCACCAUUUCCCUUCCCUCCAGCCUUUGUUUCCUCAUAUCUGUGCUGGGAGAUGUUUGUACAGUGGCAAUUUUUUUCUUGCAGUUUGAUUCGUGUGCUGUGUCCCAGCCUUGACCAGUGAGCUGAGCCUGCCCAAAAGAAAUCCAGCCUAGGGCAUAUUAUGGUCCUCUUCGUGCCGUUUUCUUCUUGUACUAAUAAUCCACACAUUAAUUAAUUAAGAUUCAGUUAAGAGCAAGUCUUGACCUGCAGUACUCCAGAGAAAGGUGUCCAUAGGAUCACAUCACUGUCAUUGCAGCCAGCUCCUGUUCUUCUGGUGCUUUGCCUCUCAGGUCUCUUCUCUUCCUGAUCUAUACCCCAGUAACUUAUUCUUCCUGGCAGGAUUCAUAUAGAUUCUGCUUAUUAUACAGAUUCUGCUUAUUCUCUGCCUUUGCCCUUCCUGAGGGAGAAUGUCUCCCUUCCUUAAUUCAUAUCCCCUUAAGUGAUGGGAUUAUGGCAUGAGUUUGGCUUGUGCUGUGUCAUGAGGCCCUGUAGCUGGGUUGUAACGGGAUGUCUCACUCCCCCUGCAGCCCACGAAGCUGUUUCCCCUGCUAUGAUGCCAGGGCAGAUCCCCGACCCGUCGCUGACGGCUGGCGCGCUGCCUGGGCUCGGCCCCUUGACAGGACUGCCUGGCACAGCCCUGACCGCCGAGGAGCUCAAGUGCGCCGACAUCCGCAACAUCGGGGCCAUGAUCUCGCCACUCCACUUCCUGGAGGUGAAGCUUGGCAAGAGACCCCAGCCUGUCAAAAGUGAGCUGGAUGAGGAAGAAGAGAGGAGGAAAAGGCGCCGAGAGAAAAACAAAGUCGCAGCAGCACGAUGUCGUAACAAGAAGAAGGAGAGGACGGAGUUCCUGCAGCGGGAGUCUGAGCGUCUAGAGCUCAUGAAUGCUGAGCUGAAGGCCCAGAUAGAAGAGCUGAAACAGGAGAGGCAGCAGCUCAUCCUGAUGCUGAACCGGCACCGUCCCACCUGCAUCGUGAGGACAGACAGCAUCAAGACGCCCGAGAGCGAAGCCAACCCACUGCUGGAGCAGCUAGAGAAGAAGUGAAGRUGGCACUGGGCCAGGAGGAGGAGACAGUGGUGCAGGGUCUUCCAGGGUCUCUAAUGUAUGUACUGUACAAAGAACUGCACACCUAGGCCUGGUGCAGCCAGGACCCAGUGGGCUUCCUUGGGAACUMUGAACCAAACAUGGGAACAGAGAAGAUCAGGAACCUGCCAACCAUGUACUCUGAGGCUGGACCUGGGGGCAGUGCUGGUGGUGCCAGUGAGGGCAACCUCCCUGUGAUACCUCAUCGUGGCCCUUCAGCCUGCUCUCAGCCCUGGGACUCACAAUGCCACAGCCUGUCCUGCAAGGACCACGCAGCCCGUGGGUGGCAGGGGCUGUAGGCUCAGGAGUGGCAGCUGUGCGGGGCCCACCAGCACCCUGCCCAGAGGCUGCUGCUGCUCCUGAUGCACGCUCCAGAGGGAAACCCAAACCCAAGAACCACAAACACUUGAUGCAGCCCCGUCUGGUGGGCAGGCCUGUCGGGGUUCGGUGGCGCAGGCGCCUCCCACAAGCACACUCAGUAUAAUGUUUACAGCCCAGCUGUCCGUGUCGGCCGUGCUUUUGAAUGCACAUUUUUACACUUUUUUAAAGUAUUUUUUACAAAGUUUUUAUACAGUGAUCUCUAUAUGGAUUUAUAUAAUCACUAGAUGUGAUCCCAUAGAAAUGUAUGUUAUAAUGGUCUGUUUGUUACAAACACAUAUGCCACAGUUAUCUCCAUUGUGUUACUUGUCUGGUAGCAUCCAGCUCCUUUCCUGGCAUGCUGGGACAGGAGCUCAAGUUGCYCUCUGCAGUGGUGUUGCUACCCUCUCCAUCCAUGUAUGUCCUUCAUAAUAUUCAGUUCUGUAUCUCUCAGUAAAUGUUACCUUUGCUUAUGCUGUCCUCCUGUAGCUCUGUUUGGGUUAGCACUGUGGCAGCAUCUGCCAGGGCUGAACAGGCCAGGUGUCUUCCUGGCUGAGUGGGAUGAGGGAGCAGAUCCCUGAGCUGUUUUUGGUGGUUCUGUUAGCAGCUGUGGGCCAGGAGAAUUCACCCUAGAAAUGCUGGRAAUAUUGGAGGCAGCUCUAACUAUUGUCAAGCUCAGUGCUGCACCAAAGGAGAUAGGCAGGCAUGGCUUGCCAGC